Messenger RNA from Anopheles merus, 3230 nucleotides. It is a transcript of the gene ALiX, whose product is annotated as programmed cell death 6-interacting protein. The coding region runs from base 284 to 2869 and encodes 861 amino acids. Gene Ontology annotation, biological process: mitotic cytokinesis. The transcript is spliced from 4 exons. The record is from RefSeq and is a predicted model, not a curated record. Gene Ontology annotation, molecular function: protein binding. Lineage: Eukaryota; Metazoa; Arthropoda; Insecta; Diptera; Culicidae. Gene Ontology annotation, cellular component: endosome.
AAGUUUCGUAUGAUUCAUACCCCAGCAUUACUAAUAAAAGCAUCGGGUGUGCGAGCGAGCGAGUUUGGGGUGAAUAAUUCCGCAAACCCGGAACGGAGAGUGCAUUCCAGAACACGAGCAUUGGGCGUUUUUGUGUGUGUGCGUGUGUGUGUUGCGUUUUUCAUUGUGGCUGGUCGAAGGAAUCGAAAGGAAGAGAAGAACACAGCCUCCCCAUAUCGUGGUGUCGUAUCCCAUCCCAAACCCCCUGUACCUGUUUAAUCCUGUAAAGAACGAUUGGUGAACGAUGGGGCUCCUGUCCGUGCCUAUGAAGAAACCGUCCGAGGUGGACUUUGCCAAGCCGCUGAAAACGCUCGUCCAAAGCAACUACCGCAACCUGGAGCCGGACCAGCUGAACGUCAUCAACGAGGCCAUCGCGGAGCUGAAUACGCUACGCAACACCGCCGUCUGGAAGGUGUUCGAUAAGCAGGAGUCCGGCCUGGAGGUCAACUAUCGCUACUACGAUCAGCUGUCGGCGCUGGAGUCGAAAAUUCCCGUGCAGGAGCUGCAGGUACCGUUCAAGUGGAAGGAUGCAUUCGACAAGGGAUCCAUUUUCGGCGGCCGUAUAAGCUUGACACUUACAUCGAUCGCGUACGAACGGACGUGCGUGCUGUUCAACCUGGCCGCCCUGCAGAGCGCCGUCGCCAGCAGCCAAAGCACCGACACGGACGAAGGGCUCAAGCAGGCGGCGAAACUGUUCCAGCAAAGUGCGUCCAUCUUUACCUUCCUGAAAACGCUCGCCCUCGCCACGAUACAGGGCGAACCGACGCCCGACCUUUCGCAGGACAGCCUGACCGCGCUCGGCAAUCUGAUGCUCGCCCAGGCGCAGGAAAUGUUCGUCAUCAAAGCGAUCAAGGACAGCAUGAAGGACCUGGUCGUGGCCAAGCUGUGCGCCCAGUGCGAGGAGCUGUACUCGGAGGCGCUGCGCUCGAUGCAGCGGGACGGCGUGCGGGCCCUGUGGGACAAGGAGUGGAUACCGCAGGUGGCGGGCAGGCAGGCGGCCAUGCACGCGCUCACCAUGCUGUACCACAGCAAGGUGUCCAAGGCGAACAAAGCGUUCGGCGAGGAGAUUAGCCGGCUGCAGAAGGCGGUCGAGCUGUUCAAGACGGCCCAAUCGCGCUCCUCCAAUCCGACCCUCUUCCAGGAGUACGCGAACCGGGCGCAGAAGAGCCUGGCCGAGGCGAAGAAGGACAACGACUUCAUCUACAACGAAAUCAUCCCGGACGUGAACAAUCUGCCGAGCCCGGGCAAGGCGCAGCUGGCGAAGGUGCUCCCGCUGGCGCCGCCCCUGAGCGAAGAGUUUCACGAUCUGUUCGGUGCGCUCGUGCCGGUCGCGGUCAAUCAGGCGCUGGCAGCGUGCGAAGGUCGCAAGUCGGAGAUGGUCAACGGGGAGAUCAUGCGACUGCGGGAAGCGACCUCCGCACUGAAUGGGCUGCUGUCGAGCCUGAACCUGCCCGCGAUCGUGGAGGUGACCGCUUCGGGCGACAGUUUGCCCCCGUCGCUGCAGGAGAAAGCGAGCGCGGUCCGCGAGAAGGGCGGUAUUGCGCAGCUGAAGGAGCUGAUCGAACGGCUGCCGGAGCUGUUUACGCGCAACAAGGAGAUCCUGGACGAGGCCUUCCGCAUGAUGGACGAGGAGCGCGACUCGGACAAUCAGCUGCGGGCACAGUUUAAGGACCGCUGGACGCGCACCUCCUCCGACAAGCUGGCCGCAACGUUCCGUGCCAACGGGGAAAAGUACCGCACGAUCAUCAACAACGCGACCGCCGCGGAAAAGGUGAUCCGCGAGAAGUUUGCCACCCACAAGCACGGCCUGGAGCUGCUGUCGAUGACGGCCGACCAGCUGGCGAAGGAGAUUCCAUCGGCGGGCGCGGGCAGCAACAGCCAGGCGUCCAACUCUUCCGCCGCCCAGACGCUCCGCGCGCUGAUGGAGUCGGUCGAAACGAUGAAAGCGGAGCGGGAGUGCAUCGAGUCGGAGCUGAAAGGUCUAACGAUCGACCUGAAGGACCGGUUCCUCAGUGCUCUGUCCACGGAGGGCGUCAUCAACGAGCCGGCCAUCUCGCUGUCCGAAAUCGGGAAGGUGAUCGGACCGCUGCAGGAGCAGGUCGGCGAAACGCUGGCCCGCCAGCAGGUGCUGUCGACGGAGGUGCGCGAAGCGCACGAGCGGUUCGUGUCGGAAUCGGGUGUAUCGACCGAUCAGCGCGAUCGCACGCUGUCGGAGCUGGCGGCGGCCUACGAUGUGUUUACCGAGCUGCAGGGCUACCUGCAGGAGGGCGAAACGUUCUACAACGGGCUGACGGAGAUUCUGCUCGUCUAUCAGAGCAAGAUCAGCGAUUACUGUUUCGCGCGCAAAACCGAAAAGGAAGAGCUGAUGAAGGACCUGACGCAUGAGUCGAGCCGCCAGGCGUCGGUUGCCCCGACGCCGGUCAUUCCGACGCACCACACGUCUACGACGGCAAGCAACGAGCCGGCCAGCACGUCCGCCAGUGCACCGGCCAGUGCCGCUCCUCCGGCCUCUGCUGCUGGUGGUACAGCGCCGGCGCCCUAUCCGCAGCAGAUGCAGGGAAUUCCGAUGGCCGCUGCGUACGGGGGUAAUAUGGCAGCGAUGGGCGGUUUCACCGGGUACGUGCCACCGCCGAUGCCGCAAGGCUUUAAUCCCUACGGUACACUGCCCUAUCCGUCGGCCUACACCGGCUUCCCACCGGCAACUAUGGUGCCGCCAGCGUACUAUGGAACGUAUCCGGGUGCGUACGGUGCGCAGCACCAUCAACAGCAGCAACAGCAGCAACCGCAGCCGGGCGCUCCAGGAGCUCCACCGAACCAGAUGGGAUGGUAAUUGCGGGAUCGCUCGCCCUCCCCCCCCGCCCCCCCCCCCGACAUAUCCGGGUACACACGCACACAUACAAACAAAAGACACACCUACACGCUUGCAACUCAGAGCUUAGUUGUGUUGUAAAAGAUAUGAAAUUUGAUGUGUGAUAUGGUUUCAAGUCUCGUUAGAAAAACCUACCUACUACCCCCCCUGUUGUGUAUUAUUUGAUCUUAUCUGUUAAAAAAAAAAACAUAAAAACUGAACACAUACACACAUACACACGCAUAUACGAAUUACACAAUUUAUAAUGAAUCUGUGAAAGCUGAGUUAAAUAUUUCUUGUUCUUCUGUAUUGAAUCGUGCUGAAUAAAUUAAUGAUAACUAUA